This is a messenger RNA of Fusarium odoratissimum NRRL 54006, 2501 nucleotides long. Its product is annotated as DNA glycosylase. Lineage: Eukaryota; Fungi; Ascomycota; Sordariomycetes; Hypocreales; Nectriaceae. The transcript is spliced from 3 exons. The record is from RefSeq and is a predicted model, not a curated record. The coding region runs from base 612 to 1562 and encodes 316 amino acids. Gene Ontology annotation, cellular component: cytosol. Gene Ontology annotation, biological process: purine nucleoside catabolic process. Gene Ontology annotation, molecular function: purine nucleosidase activity.
UUUGCUCGGUAACGAUCUAAACCAGCAAAGUGAGGGGAAAACACCCCACUACAAUGGACCGAAGGUAAGCCAAACUGUUUCAGCGUCCACCUUGGUAAAAGAGUCUCUCGGUUUGUGGAAACGUCAAAACUUCAACAACUCACCUACAGUAUCGUAUUUCCCGCAGUUGGUCAAGUGAACAUUAUCCCCAUCCCACCCUAUUCUGUCACUCUAUCCUUCCUUGCAUUGAGGCUGAAACCUGGUCUUUUCUUUACACCGUGCCUUUUGUCUUUCUGUUCCAUUAUGUCUGAAGCUCAGGUUCCUGUUUGGCUGGACUGUGAUCCAGGUCAUGAUGUACGUAUAAACAAAAACGGUGCUUAUAGCCUUGAUCUCAUACAACUUCUUAGUUCUGUUACGGGACUCGAGUGAUGUUUAUGAUUUGGUUGUUUUCUUUCCUCUUCGCGUCUCGUAAUAGCGCUCAGCAGUACUAAAUUUCUUGAUAGGACGCUUUCGCCAUUCUUCUGGCUGCUUAUCAUCCCCAGAUCAGAUUGCUCGGUGUCUCAACGGUCUUUGGCAAUGCAUCUCUUGAAAACACUACGCAUAAUGCUGCCUCCAUCCUCACCGCCAUUGGUAUGCAUGAUAUUCCUCUGUAUAUCGGCCUGGGUAAAGCUCUUGAACGUCCUGCCCUUCAUGCACCAACGGAUAUCCACGGUGUUUCUGGAUUAGAUGGCACCGACCUUCUUCCUGAGCCACUUGUAACCCCCUCUACCAUCCCGGCUGUUGAGGCGAUGGCGGAGGCCCUGCGUGCUCAACCCCCUGGUACAGCGUGGAUUGUUGCAACGGGUGCGCUGACGAACGUUGGAGCCCUGCUCCGUGCGUAUCCAGAGCUUGUCAGUCACAUAAAGGGUGUCAGUCUUAUGGGAGGCUCUAUUGGCGACAAUUUCUCAGAUGCACCGCUCGGCGAAGUUGAUGGUCGCCCCAGAAUCGGAAACUACACGCCUUGGGCUGAGUUCAACAUCCUCGUUGACCCAGAAGCUGCUGCUACGGUGUUCCAUACCAAAGAGAUUGCUGCCAAAACUACGAUUGUGCCCCUCGAUCUCAGCCAUCAGGUGUUAGCGACAUCGGAGGUGAGAGAGAUGCUGUUGUACGGCCCCGAUGCUGAGCGAACAGGUCCGGGGAAGACAACCCUCCGUACCAUGCUUGUUGAGCUCCUCUACUUCUUUGCUCAAACAUAUGCUGAUACCUUCGGUAUUACCGCUGGUCCUCCUCUGCAUGAUCCUAUUGCCGUUGCUGCUGUACUUAUCGGCACCGAAAGUGAGAUUCCAUUCUUCGAGUGGGACGCCAAGCACAGCCAGCCCCCUGAGCAUAACGAACGCUUCGAAGUCACAGUCAUAACUGAGGGCACAUUCGAAGAGGCUAAGGAGGGCAAGCAGACCGGUCGCACAUUGGCCAAGUUGCUUCCGCCAGGUCAACAAGGUGUUAGAAUUCCUCGGGGAGUCGACACUGCCAAAUUCUGGCAGGUUAUCGAAGAGUGCAUUGAGCGAGCAGACGCAAAAAAUGCUGCGCUUGCGCUUGCGAAGUAGUUUUCAGGGAAGAGUCAAGGGGCUAUAGUAGAAUAAAAACUGCGCAUGUAGGAUUAGAUAAUUGGACGACAUACUGCGUCAUGACGAAUCUAUCAAGUCUUGUUAUAGUCUAUAUUUCAUCGGGGAUGGUCUCCUUACUGCCCGAAUCCCAAUCAAGCAUCAAAUUCAAGCUCUGUUCAUAUGUCCAGAGAGUGACAGCGCUCGCAGGGGCCGAUUUGAGAAGACUGAUAGUCAGGCCCUUGUACAAACCACGGAAGCCUUCUGUGCGUAAUAUCGAUAAAAGUGCGCUCCGUGCCGUGGCGUACUCGGGAAUGUUUUGGUAGACGUAUUGCCGUCGCGCUGGUCCCUGCACCUGAAUACGCUUUCGCACAAGAUCGAGAGGGAAUACAGCUGUUUUGGAUAAAAUGCUGGCACACAUGCCAGCAGUAGCGUCUCCGCUGCCCCAUGGCAUGUGUAAUCCCUCUAGAGACGUUCUAAGGGACUCAUAAGUGACGAAAAAGAUGCCCAUAAAGGGUAUGAUUUGGCCAAGUCCAGGCCCAAUGCCUCUAAAAAAGCCUCGCCAACCCUCAUCGCGUUUUAUAUCCCAGACGGCACUGCGGAGUGACUGGUAAACACGGUGUCGACCCUGAGCUGCGAAUCGUGUUCUUAAUAAAUCGAGAGGAUAUGUGAUGGUGGUGGCAGCAGCACCAGAGGCAGCACCAGCAAUAAAACUUUCGGCAGCAUCGGGCAACCUUGUGGGAAAUGCCGUUCGGAGGAAAAGGGUCGCCGAGCGGUAUGUUGUGAACUGUACGGCACCAUAGCAUACAUACAUAAGCUCUGCAGGAACAUUGCCCUUCCACAGGCCUGUCAAACCUUCAUGCUUGAGGAUGUGUUUCAGGGUCUCGAAUGCCCCUCGAUAAGCAGGUGCGUUGCGCAAAGCUGCUACAGGAUCGGACAGAG